This is a messenger RNA of Rhizophagus irregularis DAOM 181602=DAOM 197198, 1107 nucleotides long. RefSeq lists its product as uncharacterized. Gene Ontology annotation, molecular function: protein binding. The record is from RefSeq and is a predicted model, not a curated record. NCBI's taxonomy places the organism in Eukaryota, Fungi, Glomeromycota, Glomeromycetes, Glomerales, Glomeraceae.
GCCGAAAUUUUUAUUAUCGAUUUAAUUUUUUCUUAAACACUUUCAACAAUGGGAGGAAAAGUAUUAGGUAUACCACCACCACCUCAACGACAUAAACCUGAAACCCCAUCACAACCAAUAGAUCCAACACAACCUUCAAGACCACCAGCAACUUCAAUAAUACCACCUGAAUUAUUUAUUAAAAUAUGUGAACCGCUUACACCUGACGAUUUAUUUUCAUUAUCACAAGUUUCUCGUUAUUUUAGAGAUUUAUUAUGUUCACCAAAUUCAUCAGCUACACAAUCUAUAUGGAGAAUGUCAAGGUUAACGUUUUUAUCUUAUCCUACUUUACCACCUCCUUCUUCUCCACCUCAUGGUACAAUUAGUCCUGAUGGAAUGGAUGAAAGAACUUAUAUAAUGAUUACAAAUAUAGCUAUAAGGUGUCAAUUUUGUCAUGAUCGUAAAAAACAAUCACAUAUUUAUUGGGCAUUUCAAAUUCGAAGUUGUGAUGAUUGUUUUCUUCACCGAACCAUUAGUGAAUAUAGAUUAUUAAAUCAUUAUAGAAUGCCAAAAGAAGCGUUAUGUGGACUUCCAUAUGUAUCACCUUGUGAUUAUAAAAUAUAUUGGAAAGAUCAUAUACCAAUAGUACAAUCAGAUUAUUCAUUAGCAAUAGAAUCCGAUUUACUUUCAGUUUGGAUGAUCCAACAAAAAACAAAAUUAGAACGUUACAUGAACACAAUAGAAAAUCAUGAAUGGGAAUUUAGAAAUGAAAUGACGAAAUGGUCAUAUCAUAAUACAUUAUCUUUACAAGAAGUAAAAUUACGUUCAAGUUGUAUGGCAGAAGAAAUUGCUUCUGAUAUGAAAUUAGAUCCUGAAAAAUUGAGAGAUUGGGGAAUUUAUUGGUACCCUAUGAAUAGUAAUAAUAUUAGAAAUUUAAAUGAGGAUGAUUGGAAUGAUUGGAGAAAAGAGAUUGAAGCUGAAAGUAAAAAAAUUUUAAGAAAAUCUCAUAAUAAAUGGUAUAAUAGAUUUUCGAGAGCCAGUAUAAUAUAUUGAUUAUUACUUUUUAGGGUAGGGGGGGAGUAUUUGAAAAUUUGUAUAUAUAUUACACGCAUUUUACAUAUUAUAUCC